UCUGACAUCGCCGGGGAGAAGUUUUGGGAAGGUCGUGAGCCUUUUUGUAUUCAGGAGGAGCGGAGCGGACAGCUCGCCAUCAGCAGAACCAUCAAUCACAUCAGACGUGACGCCUUCGGCAGAUUUUACAACAGCAUGAAAGUCUCUGGAGAUGCCUGGAAAGGAAGGAGGGGGCGAGAUCAGUCCAAAGUGUGGUUAACAGUCGAUGCGUAG
This is a messenger RNA of Xyrichtys novacula (pearly razorfish), 213 nucleotides long. The record is from the annotation of a GenBank genome assembly. NCBI's taxonomy places the organism in Eukaryota, Metazoa, Chordata, Actinopteri, Labriformes, Labridae.